This is a messenger RNA of Plodia interpunctella (Indianmeal moth), 1361 nucleotides long. RefSeq lists its product as uncharacterized. The record is from RefSeq and is a predicted model, not a curated record. Bases 123 to 1286 code for a protein of 387 amino acids. NCBI's taxonomy places the organism in Eukaryota, Metazoa, Arthropoda, Insecta, Lepidoptera, Pyralidae. The transcript is spliced from 2 exons.
UUGUUCACGUAGCUACGCGCGGGCGCGGGGGCGGGUGCGGGCGCGGGAAACGUUGCGAGUUCGUGUUCACAUUAACCGCCAGGCGUUCGCGCGAGUGUGACGUAUUGUCAGAGGUCGUAAAUAUGGACGACGAUCUUUUAUUUUUAACCGAAAAUUCAUACCUAAAAUGGGAGAUGCUAAAAAUUAGAAUUGGUGUCCACGAAAUCAAUAAAGAAAGAGAACGGUAUGGUGAAUUUCAUACUUUAUAUGGUAAUUUGAGAGAACAUCCUUCAAGAUUUUUUGGAUAUACCAGGAUGAGUGUCAAAUGUUUUGAUUACAUACUGGAUUCAAUAAGGAGUGAUAUUUCAAAAGUAGACACAAAUUUUCAUAAAAGUAUAAAGCCCGAAGAAAGACUAUUUGUAACUAUAAGAUAUCUCUCCACUGGGUUGGCCUUUCGAUCUUUGGCAUAUAGCUUUCGUAUGGGUGUUAGUACUGUUGCUGAGAUUGUUUAUGGUACCUGUGAAGCAAUUUGGAAAAAAAAAUUGAAUGUCCACAUGCCACAGCCAUCUGAAGACCAGCUUAUGAAUAUUGCUUCAGAUUUUAAGGAGAUGUGGCACUUUCCUAACUGCAUUGGCAGUUUGGACGGUAAACAUUGUAGGAUUAAAAGACCUAAAAAAUCAGGAUCGGCAUUUUUUAACUACAAGCAUUAUUUCUCUAUUGUUUUGCAAGCUGUCGCUGAUGCGAGGAAAAGAUUUUUAACUAUUGAAGUGGGAGGUAGAGGAAAGCAAAGCGACGGCGGUACAUUUAAUGCCUCGUCCCUGAACCGGUUACUCGAAAGAGGUGCAUUUAAUAUUCCGGAACCAAGAACAUUACCCAAUUCUAACAUUACAGCUCCAUAUGUUAUAGUAGCCGAUGAAGCUUAUCCUCUUAAAGAAUAUAUAAUGCGUCCAUACCCACAAAGAACAUUGAAUCAAGAGAGAGAAAAUUUUAAUAAUAGAUUGUCAAGAGCGAGAAAAACCGUGGAGUGUGCAUUUGGAAUUUUAUGCAAUAAAUGGCGAGUUUUGUUAAAACCUAUUGAAACUGAUGUUAAACAUGCACGCCUGAUAAUAAAAACCGCUUGCUUAUUGCAUAAUAUUGUAAUUGAUACAGAUGGUUACGAUUGUGAUAAUGAGUUCACAACUCCAACUCGACACCAAAGGCGACAAACUAGAACUGGAAGAAACAACAAUCCAUCAAAUCGGGCUAAACAAGUUCGGAAUCUAUUCACAAAAUAUUUUUGGGAAAAUAAUCGUUUAAUAUACACGUAAGUCGCCUUUGUAUAAUGUAUCUUUAGUAGCCUUCAGGAAAUAAAAAGUUUAAAAUACCUGCAAAUAAUAACAUAA